Messenger RNA from Taeniopygia guttata (zebra finch), 5330 nucleotides. It is a transcript of the gene GASK1A, whose product is annotated as golgi associated kinase 1A. NCBI's taxonomy places the organism in Eukaryota, Metazoa, Chordata, Aves, Passeriformes, Estrildidae. Gene Ontology annotation, cellular component: Golgi apparatus. The record is from RefSeq and is a predicted model, not a curated record.
GGGAGGUGGGUCUGGGAUGAAGCAGAGUUUGAAAACUCACAGCUGAAGUUUGAAGGGUGUCCUCCCGCCCAGGGGGAAGCGGGGGCGUGUGGUGCCAGGAGCCCGGGAGCCCCUGCCAUGCGGGGCUGGGCAGCAGGGACUGUGGGCAGCCCGAGGGGCACCCCUGGGUGACAGCCCCCGGCUGUGAGUGAUGGCCUGGGGGGAGGAAGCGGGCUGAUUAGUAGCUGGAUUUUUUUUUUUUUUACCUGCUAUUUAAAAAAAAAAAAAAAUUGUAUGUUCUGUGUGGGCUCCCGGUGUCGUAUGGAAGUGCCACAGGCGGCGGCACCCGAGUCAGGAGGUGACCGUGUGCCGUGUCGCCCAGAGGCGGUGAAGCAUAUGAGGAGCGCAUCGGCUGCUGCUGCUGCGAGACAUGGCCCAGCGACCGUGGCGAAGGAUGGGGAUGAAGCCCCCAGCCCCAGCAGCUGUCGGGGUGCUGCUGGCCCUGGCCCUGCUGGCUCUCAUCCACCUGCCCCCACCACCGGACCAGUCCCUGCUCCCGCUGCCGGCCUCGUCCCCCCCAGGGCCCCCGAGGGAGGUGGCUGCCCCCCUGUCUGGAGGACAAGCCUACAGAAGAAGGCGCCCCAUGCCCCGCGCUCACCUGCAGCAGGAGCAGGCUCCUGGCUGGAGCAGGAGGCAGAGGAGGCUGGAGAGGGACAUUCCCCCUUGGCUCUCUGCUGAUGACCUCCAGAAGAUGUGGCUGCUGUCCAGUGGGCAGGUGGUCUCCAAAACCCGUGUUCCUGCCCACGGGCAGAUCAUGCGAGUGAGGCUGCGUGCCGUGGGGGAUGCCAAGGGAGAUGCCAAGGGGGAUGUCUUGCCAGCCAGCCCGGAAGGAGACUGCCAGGAUGGGUGCUGUGGGCUCAUCAAGCGCCCUGGGGACCUGUACGAGGUGCUGGCCUUCCACCUGGACAGGGUGCUGGGGCUGAACCGCAGCCUGCCCGCCGUGGCCCGGCGCUUCACCAGCCACCUCCUGCCCUACAGCUACACCGAUGGUGCCCUGCGCCCCAUCAUCUGGUGGGCUCCUGACCUCCAGCACCUGGAGGAUGCCAACAAUGACCAGAACUCCUGUGUCCUGGGAUGGCUGCAGUACCAGGAGAUGCUGCAGCCCCGCAGACCAAUGCUGGUGGCCAGGGACACUCCCUGCUCCAGCAUCCCACACAGCGAGUGGAGCCGCCUGGCCCUCUUUGACUUUCUUCUCCAGGUUCAUGACCGCCUGGACCGCUACUGUUGUGGGUUUCAGCCUGAUCCCUCUGAGCCCUGCGUGGAGGAAAUGCUCCACGAGAAGUGCCGGAAUCCAGCAGAGCUGGUCCUGGUCCACAUCCUGGUCCGGAGGAGUGCACCGUCCCGCCUGGUGUUCAUCGACAACGCGGGCAGGCCACAGCACCCUGAGGAGAAGCUCAACUUCAGGCUCCUGCAAGGCAUAGACAGCUUCCCAGCAGCGGCAGUGGCCACGCUGCGGUCGGGCAGAUUGCAGAGCCUGCUGCUGCAGUCCCUGCGCCUGGACCGGCAGUUCUGGGAGAGCCAGGGGGGCGCCGAGGGGCUGAGACCCCUGCUCCAGACCAUUGACAGGCGGGCACAAAUCCUGCUCCGCCACAUCCAAGAGCACAACCUGACGGUGUUUGAGGACUCGCCGCGCUGAACCAACCUCCGGCUGGCUCACGGUGCCUGCCUUGCUCACCCAGCAGCCGUGGAUGUACCUCAUGCCCUCGGCAUGGACGUUAUGAGGCUCCGUGCUGGUGCUUGGCUCUCCACAAAGGUGUUUCCCCUCACCUUGUAGGAUGACUUGGAGAAGCAGAUGGAACCACAGGGAAUAAGGAAAGAUGGGGAGGAGAUGUCUCCUAAGACAACCCACAACUGCUUGAAAAAGGCAACAGUCAUCAAGCUAUGGUCUCAACGUGGAUUUUCAAACGAAGGGCACAUCUGUGAGGUUUUUUGGAUGCCUUUACUCACACACACACAAACACACAGCAACUAUGAAAACUGGAGUCUUGGACAGUUGAACGGCUGACAGGGACCCUGGAAAGAGUUAAAGAAGCAGUGGAAGAAGUCACUGGCAGCCUUUCCGUGGCUUGUACUGGGCUUUUUGAUGAUGCCUUCACUAUUUCCAAAACAUCCUGGACAGAGGCAGGGGGAAAACAGAGGGGAGCUUUCUAAGUGGAUUGAACAAAGACAAGACAUUAGAGGUGAGCUCUGCCUUUCCCCCUGCAGAAGAGGUGACGUGUGCCUGGGAGACUGUGAGCCACUGCCUGGAGCUGAGGCUAGGCAGGACCUUGAAGCUCAGCAGCACUGGGCAGCAGCUGCCCCCACAUAGCCCAUGGUACCAUCCCCAGUGAGAGCCAUGUGCUGUGUGCCAUGUGCCGUGAUCCAUGCAUGUGCCUUGGUGGGCCUGGGCUGCUGCCAAUGCUCUCAAUGUCAGAUUUGAAGGUUUAAAUCUCUCAUUCACUCUUUGCCUUCACUGUCAGGGGAUUAAAGGCAUAACUACCCCACUUCUGAAAAGAACUCCUGGCUGCUCUCCUGGGCAUGACUGCAUGUAACUCAUCCCCAGGCUUGCAGAAAUAUGUUUUAACAAAAAUGCCAAGCUAUUUUAGCAGAAGGCAGUCGGGUGUAAAAUGCUUUCUGAGCAUGCUGGCACCUCUGGCAGAGGCCAUCCUGUCCCUGUCACCCCUCAGGCUCUUUCCCAGCAGCCCAUUCUGAUGAAGCACAGCAGCAUCCCAGCUAGGCAGGUCCUCAAGUGUCAGGGCUGAGAGAUAAUUCAAAAUCAAAAUGAACAGGAGGAAAAGAGAUGCAGGGAUGGGCUCCAUAAUUCCCCACAGCGUGUUCCCAGCUGAGUCAUGCAGUCAGUGUUUGCCUGGAGCAGUCAGUUCUUGGCCUGUGGGUUUUAUGGUUUGCCAUCAGAAGGCUUUUUAAAGGCCUCCGUUUCUCCAGUGUUACAGGCAGAGCAUCCAUUGCUUCAGGCACUCCAAUUCACUUGUGCCUUUGGAAAGUCUCAGUGAGACUGGCAUGGGUACCCAGCUGCACCAUGGCGCAGCUGUCCCAUUGCAAUAGCUUUGGAGAACAUGGUCACCCAUGCAGUGGGAGAGGAAAGGCUGGGUAUGGAUCCCUUCCCUGCUCCAUCCUUCUCAGCACUAUGUCAGUUUGAGAAUCUGCUUUAACACCCAUGCUGAUAAGCACAGACAAUUACCUUUUUUUCCCUCUUGCUGAAGAGAGGGUGAAGCGAGACGUGGGUGACAUGAAUCAACAAGCAAGCACGAGUGCUCUCAGGAAUCAUCAGCAGUCAGCAUCACAGGCACAGCAGCAUCCAAAGUGCCAUCAGCUUGUUCCUGGAGUCCUGCCCUCCAAUUAGCCAGGGAGGGCCUUUCCCCCAGCACUCUCUCCACCCCAUGAGUUAUCACCCUAUUUGCUAUGCCAUGAGAUGGAUCAUGGUCAUGGAAACCCUGCUAAAGCCAGAAUUAUAAGGAUUUAUUACUUGGAGAUGAGCUUAGCUUGUGAGCUUGAAAGAUAACAAAAUAACUCAUCUAUCCUGGAUCCUAUGAAAAGCCAUGUCCAGACUUUAGUAAAGGAUACUAAAUGUAACAAAAUUAAAUCCAAAAAAUAUGCUGGGAAAAACUGUGAGGUAGCAAGAGCAUUAGUUACAAUGAACAGCAUCAGUCAGACUAUUGCUUUAUGUCAUUGAAGUGAGAAAUUUCAUUAAAGGAGAGGUUUUCAUCCCAUGUAAGCCAAGUUCUCAGCAAGAAUCAAGAGACAGUUGGGGAUCUGUGCACUGGCCUAAGCUGUGGACAUUGCUGAGCUGGACGAGCAGCUUUUGCCUUGCAUCUGGUUGCAUCUGUUCUACCUUAACAUUGCACAAGGUAGUGGGGGUUUUUUGCAUUUCUUUAGUUGUAAUGUGAGUUUGCUGGCUAAACACAUGUGGGAACAUCUGUAAGUAGUUAUACAUGUGAAUAAAAAUCCCUCAUGAUUUAACAAAGAGCCAUGUAUGGAUAAAUGAGAGAAGCAAAAGCCAAGAUCUUGCUGGGACUGAUCAUUAAUCUUCUUUAAUUAGUCCAUUUUUCCAUGGGCUUGCCAUGUAACCAGCACAGGCUCUCAACCGUGGUCAUGGCUGUUCAGAGAGAUUCUGUGGCCUUGCUUGCGUCAGCCUUUACCAUGUCGAGUUGGGUUCAGUUUGCUCCAGCUCUCAGCGUGUCGUAUUUCCUAUGACAAACUUACUGUUACGGUUGUAGCUACUUUAUAGUUGGAAAUACUCCUGUGGGGCCAUGCUUGACAAACUAGAUUUCAUCUGAGCAGGGAUGCUGUUUUACCAAAUUUUACCGCACGUCAUCACAGAUCGUACUGGGCUGUGGUCGCAAAAAAAGAUGGUCCAAGCUGGCUGCAGGAUGGCUUUGUCUUUAAGAAGGCAGCAGCAGCAGCAGCUGGGAAAGACCAGCGGAGAGACAAGAGCUCCUUGAUGGGGGAAGCUCUGCGGCACCCUCCUGGUCACCCUUGGCACCUUGGAAUGUGCUCCAAGAACAGCAUUUGGGAGCACAGGCACACACCUCCAUGGAGCUCCACCCGGAGGGAACUGCUUCAUUCUGCAGUGAUCCCAGCUACACAAUCUGUGUUUCACAGCUCUCUGGCUGUGCACAGCCUUUCAGCUGGCAGAAAAUAGGGCUGGGGGCUGGAAGGCAGGGCCAGAUUGGCUCCAAGCUGCCGAGCACAUGCACUCACACGUGCAAACACGCACCGUGUCACUGCUCCUGUUCAGCCUGAUCUUCACGCCCCAAAGCUGGUGAUCCCUGGCACCCCCAGCACUCUGCUCCAGUGCUUUGCUGGCCUCACUCUCCAUAAACUAAAUGCCCAUUUGCUGCACUUAAGGGCCACUUCUUGAGCUGGACACAGGACACUAAGUAACCUUUUCUGCAGCACCACAUGGACCUUGCAGAGCAGCCCCGGCACUCACUGAACCCACCCAGUGGCCAGGGGUGACACCGGUGGGGUGGCACUUGGGGCUGAGAUGAUGAGCCACCCUUGUGCUUCCUUCCCCUUAAGGGUGGGUUGUCACAAGUGGCACUCAGAGACCCCACAGGGCGCUCUGCAAAACCCACCCAAACACACCCCUGUGUUUGGGAGCAUCCCUGUGCUCUGCAAAACCCACCCAAAUGCAUCCCUGUGCUGCACAGGGGAAGCGUGGGCUGUCUGCUGCCUGAAAGGCACGAGCUAGCAAGUAAAUCCAAAUUCAUUGUUAAAUCUCUGUAUAUAAAAAUAAUCUGGCUUUUAGAAAGCAAUUUAUUUAUUCUUUCAGUACGUACUUAAAUAUUUAU